AUGGCCACCGCGGACCGGACCCGGACUUUCAUGAAGGACGUCAAACGCGUCAUCAUCAAGGUGGGCACUGCAGUUGUCACGAGGCAUGAUGGGCGACUUGCUUUGGGUAGACUUGGGGCUCUUUGUGAGCAGGUGAAGGAGCUGAACGCCCUAGGAUACGAGGUGAUCAUUGUGACCUCAGGUGCUGUUGGUGUGGGGAAGCAGAGGCUCAAGUACAGGAAGCUUGUCAAUAGCAGCUUUGCUGAUCUGCAAAAGCCACAGAUGGAGCUGGAUGGAAAGGCUUGCGCUGCCGUUGGACAGAGUGGCCUCAUGGCUCUUUACGAUAUGCUAUUUACUCAACUUGAUGUAUCCUCUUCCCAACUUCUUGUGACAGAUAGUGAUUUUGAGAACCCAAACUUCCGGGAGAGGCUCCACGAAACUGUUGAGUCACUAUUAGAUCUUAAAGUUGUACCAAUAUUUAAUGAAAAUGAUGCCAUCAGCACUAGAAAGGCUCCAUAUGAGGAUUCAUCUGGUAUAUUUUGGGAUAAUGACAGUUUAGCUGGCCUUUUGGCUAUAGAAGUUAAAGCAGAUCUCCUUGUUCUACUCAGUGACGUGGAUGGCCUCUACAGUGGUCCACCAAGUGAUCCUCAAUCAAAGAUAAUACAUACCUACAUCAAAGCGAAACAUCACAAUGAGAUUACUUUUGGCGAUAAGUCACGUGUAGGUAGAGGAGGAAUGACAGCCAAAGUGAAGGCUGCUUUCGUGGCUUCAAACAGUGGCACACCUGUUGUUAUUACAAGAGCAUUGUUAGAGUUCUCCAAGGAGAGAAAAUUGGUACUCUCUUUCAUAAGGGGCGCAAGUCUGUGGGAACCAUCCAAAGAUGUUAGUGCUCGCGAGAUGGCUGUCUCUGCAAGAGAAUGUUCAAGGCGUCUCCAGAUGCUUUGGAAGAAAAACGAGGAUGUGAUUAGAACCGAGAAUGAAGCUGAUGUAGCUGCAGCACAACAUGCUGGAUAUGAGAAAUCUUUUUUGGUUUCUAGGUUGACUUUGAAGCCAGGAAAGAUAGCAAGCCUUGCAAAAUCCAUCCGCACUCUUGCACAUAUGGAAGACCCAAUCAACCAGAUACUCAAAAGAACAGAGGUUAUAACUGGUGCAAUUCCUAGCAAUGUGGGUGACAAACUUAUUGGACUUGUUACAAGUAGAGAUGAAAUCGCUGAUUUGCUAAAGCUUGAUGAUGUCAUUGAUCUUGUCAUUCCAAGAGGCAGCAAUAAGCUGGUUUCACAAAUCAAGGCAUCAACUAAGAUCCCUGUCCUUGGUCAUGCUGAUGGUAUUUGCCAUGUAUACAUCGACAAAUCAGCUGACAUGAAUAUGGCAAAACGAAUAGUGAUGGAUGCUAAAAUUGAUUACCCAGCAGCCUGCAAUGCUAUGGAGACAUUGCUUGUUCAUAAAGAUCUUAUAAAGGCUCCAGGUCUUGAUGACCUACUGCUAUCUCUCAAAACAGAAGGAGUUACUCUUUAUGGAGGGCCUGUUGCACAUGAACUAUUGUGCAUUCCAAAAGCUGAUUCAUUCCAUCAUGAAUAUAGCUCUAUGGCCUGCACAAUUGAGUUCGUUGAUGGUGUACAGUCAGCAAUUGACCAUAUACAUCGCUAUGGAAGUGGACAUACAGAUUGCAUUGUUACUACAGAUGAUAAAGUAGCAGAAACUUUUCUGCGCCAAGUUGAUAGUGCUGCUGUAUUUUAUAAUGCGAGCACACGAUUCUCUGAUGGGGCUCGUUUUGGAUUGGGUGCUGAGGUUGGCAUAAGCACAGGGCGCACACAUGCUCGUGGGCCCGUGGGUGUUGAAGGUCUCUUAACAACACGCUGGAUCAUGCGAGGGAGUGGGCAAGUGGUGAACGGUGACAAGGAUAUUGCAUACACCCAUAAGAACCUUCCUUUGCAAUGA
Molecule: messenger RNA, 1917 nt
Organism: Miscanthus lutarioriparius
Lineage: Eukaryota; Viridiplantae; Streptophyta; Magnoliopsida; Poales; Poaceae
Source: the annotation of a GenBank genome assembly